AUGGCAGUAAUAUUCAAAAUUGUUACUAACAAGUGUCUAUUCGCUCUCAUUCUUUCAAUUGCUAUCGUCUUCUGUCUCAUUCAUGGAUGGUGUAAUUACUCCGAUAAUGUGAUUUUGAGCAGCAGAAGAGAACUGAUUGCAACCAAAUUUGAUUUCACGCCGUUUAUGCCACGUCAUCAUCACCGGAAACACCUGUCUCCGUCGCCGGAAACUGAGAUCGAUCCGAUUUACGGAGUUGAAAAACGCCUAGUUCCUACCGGCCCAAAUCCGCUGCAUCAUUGA
Messenger RNA from Solanum pennellii, 282 nucleotides. Its product is annotated as CLAVATA3/ESR (CLE)-related protein 13-like. The record is from RefSeq and is a predicted model, not a curated record. NCBI's taxonomy places the organism in Eukaryota, Viridiplantae, Streptophyta, Magnoliopsida, Solanales, Solanaceae. The coding region runs from base 1 to 282 and encodes 93 amino acids. The transcript has a single exon.